Molecule: messenger RNA, 2972 nt
Organism: Microcebus murinus (gray mouse lemur)
Lineage: Eukaryota; Metazoa; Chordata; Mammalia; Primates; Cheirogaleidae
Source: RefSeq, a predicted model, not a curated record
GGCGGCGACGGACCGUGGGGCCGGAAGUAAUGACCGGGGAGGGCCGCUGCUUCCGGCCCUGGAGCAGCUGCCGUCUCCUCAGCACUAUGGCUGCGUUUCGUCGGCAGGUCCUUAAUUGCUGCCGCCUCGUCCCCCUAACUUGGGCCCGUAUGGCUAGGGAGACUGCUUGUGUUGGAGAACGGAAAACAAUGACUGCUUCUUUGUGGCGUAAACUGACUACAGCCUCCAGCAGAGGGGACCUUGAGGAGUUAUCCUGUGUGGGAUCCAAUAAGUACGUGAAGGAGCCGGAGUGCAGGGUGAAUCUUGUUCUCCUUGAGAAGCAGAGGGCUCCUGUGGAUCGAGGGUCCUUGGAGCUAGAGAAGGUCACCAGUUCCCUCCUGGACAUGGGUUUCAGUGAUGCCCAUGUUAAUGAAUUGCUCAGUAUACAGCCAGGUGCCAACCCUCAGCAGUUGCUGGACAUCAUUUCAGAGUUUAUACUCUUGGGUCUGAAUCCAGAGCCUGUGUGUGUAGCCUUGAAGAAAAGUCCCCAAUUAUUGAAGCUGUCUGUAAUGCAAAUGAAGAAGCGCUGCGCAUACCUGCGAAAGCUUGGACUUGGAGAAGGGAAAAUAAAGAGGGUGCUUUACUGUUGCCCUGAAAUUUUCACCAUGCAUCAGCGGGACAUUGAUGACAUUGUCCAGGUCCUCAAGGAAAAGUGCCUUUUCACGGUCCAGCAGGUAACCAGUAUUUUAUACAGAUGCCCCUCUGUUCUUCGAGAGGAACCCAGUGAACUGGAGUACAAAUUCCAGGCUGCCUGCCGAAGCCUGCCUCUGGCCACACGCACCCCAGGGCAGGGGGCGCCACGAGCGCAGGCCCCUCACCGACACGAGCACUGCAGUGCGUGUGCGCCCACCUGGCUGGAGGCGGCGGUAAGUGGGGAGAUGGGGGUGGCAGGUGGGUGGGCGUGAGCUACGGCGGGAGAGAAGGGCCUGCGGGGAAGGGAGCGGGAGCCACCGCAGGGAAGGGACAGGCAGCGUGCUCAGGCAAGCGGUGCUGCCACUGUGACCCUGCUGUGACACUCCGUGAUGCAGAACGAGCACGCGUGGUAGUCACGGGUCUGUGAAGACCAUGACUGAGGUUUGGACUCGGUUGUUUUGAAAGCAUUUGAUGUUCUGAGGCAGAGCUUUUAGUAGCGCCCACACAGCAGUAAUUGUUGUGAUGGCUGUGUGUGAGUGAAUGAAAAGUAAACAGAUUUGCUGUAUUUGCAUAUACCUGGGUGUCAGCAACACGCGGUCUUCCCAGUGGUAGCAGCGUGUUCUGUGUGAACAUGUGUGACCCAGGGGAUUCCCCAGCCAGCACGCCCAGCCAUACCUAUCCAUGCGUGUUCACAUGCACAGCACAGGGACACACAGCUCCUGGGUGGAGCAUGGCUGCAUGGGGCUGCGUGUCUGGGCACAUGGAUGUCUUGGCCCAGCCUGCAUAUCCCACAGCACUCGGUCCCCAGGGCCACCCAGCACCCUGCGGCCCACAUGCAGGACACGCAGGGGCCUCCCCGAGACGCACCUGUGUGGGGCUUUCCUGAGGCUUGUGCUCUCACAGCUCUCUUUGAAGCAGACGUCCUGGUGAACCUUGUAGACUCUCUUGUACCUGUCGUCACAAGAAAGCUCUGUAAAGCCAGACGGGGAAGCAGAGCGUUGCCCACCGAUCAACCUCGCUGUGUGGACCCAUGGGGAACAUGAGGGUGUUCGAGGGAAGAGCUGUUAUUUUCCUAAUAAAAUAUUUCCUCCUACAGAUGCAUUAAAAUACACAACAUAAAGGUCCUGUGAUUUUUUUUUUAAAGUUUACUGAUGUGUGAUACACAUAGAAUAUACCCAUUUUAGUGUACAUUUUGAUGAGUACUGACAAAGCCAUGUGAUAUUGAAAGAUAAAAAGACAUGUCUUUGCUUGAGGCCACGUGGCCCAAGGCCCUGGGGGGGAAUGACCCACUCUUCUGCUUCUCGGGUCUUCUGUGGAGAAGCUCGAGAAGCCAGGGCUGCAUGUGUGGGCGCCACAGGGCAGGAGGCCUGAUUUCAGCCCUGCCUCUUCCACUCAUUCACUGGGCUACUCUUGAGCUUUUAAGCCUCAGUUUUGUGUAAACUGGGGAUUGCUCACACUGUGUCUCUCACAGAUUUGUAGAUGAGCAUGAGUGGAAGGUGCUGUGGCUCUUGUCAAGGCUCUGGAAUGUCAGAGCUGUUUAAAAGGGAAACUCGAGGGGUUCAGUGGGCAACGCUCCAGUUCAUAUGCUAAGUGCGGCAGAACCUUUAGGAUUCUAAACCCAAGGUAAGACUUUCUACUUCUGGCCAUGAGACAGUAACAGGGUCUGGAAUUAACCUCUUAGUGUGAACAAAAAGAGAACUGGACAAAAUAUAGGAAGUAACUAUUUUCAGAUGUUAGAAAAAGACUGUGAUCCCUAAGAGAAGAGAAACAAAUGAGACGAGCCCUAUGACCAGCCCAGAAUUCAGCCCGGGGCACUGUGAGGACGGCUUUGCAGACGGGAGGGAUCCAGGCAGUGGUCACUCGGAGCUGAGGACCGACUGGAGUUGUGGAGGCAGACACUGGAGAGGGGAGGCUGUGCAGAGGAAGAGCUCCAGAAGUCUGCACACGGGUCCCCAUGGAUGAAAAUCACGCUGUGCAAGCAGGGGGUGAAACCCCAUGUGGCUGGGCAAAGAACUACUGAGGAGUUGAACAGGUCCCAGAGCAGAGUAGAGAGACCUUGUUUAAUGACAGGCUGUCCCAUAGAAACCCCAGAAAGACCAUACCAUCCAAGUGGGCCAAAAUCCACCCCAGAAUAAAGGCUACUCCAAACCACUCUCAAAAGGCACAAACUAUACUCAGCUAACCACCUUGCAAAGAAAAGCCAACGUUCUUGAAAAGAAUACAAAAAAAAAAUCCAGCACCCAGUGACAUAAAGUUUAUGAUAUCCAGCAUCCAAUAAAAAAAUGAGACAUUCAAAGAAU